AUGCAGCAUCUGACCUACAGUCAUGGCAAAAAUCAUCAGGCCAAUUUGGCACAUCGUACCGCGAAACAAGUGAAGGAAGCACCGUGAGUUAUACGACCGAAAAAACCACGCAUCGAACCGAAAAAGUUCGCCAAAAUCGAUCGCCCCGGUUAUCAGGUGACGAAGCAGCACGAUCCGGAGAAUGGGCAACAGUCCUUGUCUUCCAAAGCGACUAUCCGGAAUUUACGGACGGUAUUGUACCGCGGCAUCGGUUUAUGCUCGUUUACGACCACCAUCGAAAAGAUCGACCACCAGUCAAACACGAGAAGACGAGCUUCCGCCAAUUUCCACCAUGAAACGAAUGGCGCUAGCAUCGGCGACAGCACGAACUGUCAGUGCUGUCAUCAAUGUCAAGCCAUUUUUCUCCAAGGGACGCGCUGGAUGGUUGUUCGCGAAGUGUUUCUACUGUUUUUCCGAUAAUCACAACGUUUGCAACAUACAUUAUCAAAAUCAUGCCAGUGACAACACCGCCGGCGUAGGCGAGAGCAAGUGGUACCGGCGUCAACGAUUGCACCAGCUAGCGCUGGAAAAGAUCGAUCUGAACCAGGAAAGAACGAAGCAGCAUCUGACCUACAGUCAUGACAAAAAUCAUCAGGCCAAUUUGGCACAUUGUGCCGCGAAACAAGUGAAGGAAGCACCGUUGGUUAUACGACCGAAAAAACCACGCAUCGAGCCGAAAAAGUUCGCCAAGAUCGAUCGCCCCGGUUAUCAGUUGACGAAGCAGCACGAUCGGGAGAAUGGCCAACAGUCCUUGUCUUCCAAAGCGACUAUCCGGAAAUUACGGACGGUAUUGUACCGCGGCAUCGGUUUAUGCUCGUUUACGAACCACCAUCGAAAAGAUCGACCACCAGUCAAACACGAGAAGACGAGCUUCCGCCAAUUUCCACCAUAAAAUGAAUGGCGCUAGCAUCGGCGACAGCAUGAACUGCCAGUGCUGUCAUCAAUGUCAAGCCAUUUUUCUCCAAGGGACGCGCUGGAUGGUUGUUCGCGAAGUGUUUCUACUGUUUUUCCGAUAACUACAACAUUUGCAGCAUGGAUUACCAAAACCAUGCCAGCGACAACACCGGCGGCGUAGGCGAGAGCAAGUGGUACCGGCGUGAUCGAUUGUGCCAGCUAGCGCCGGAAAAGAUCGAUCUGAACAAGGAUAUCUACUAAGAUCCAACGAGGGCAUCAUCUGUCCCACACGCGGGGUGAAAAGCAUCAGGCCAAUCUGGCUCAUCGUGCCGUGAAAGAAACAAAGGAAGCACCGUCGUUGAUAUAACUCAGAAAGAUACGCGUCGAUCCGAAAAAGUGUGUUAAGAUCGGUAGAGCGGCUUCGAUUUAUUUCCGCUUACGAUCUAAACAAGGAUACCUACUAUCAUGCAACCAGGACAGCAUCUGUCCCACACGCGGAGUGAAAAGCAUCAGGUUAAUCUGGCACGUCGUGCCGUGAAAGAAACGAAGGAAGCACCGCCGUUGAUAUAGCUGGGAAAGAAACGAAUCGACCCGAAAAAGUGUGUUAAGAUCGGCACCGCGGCAUCGGUUUAUUUUCGCUUAGGUACAAAAGAUCGUAACUGGACCGUGCCACUGAAAGAAAAUCACAAAACGAUUUUUCCUACAGUUUUUCUUAACGCCGGAAGCGAAGAAAAUUCCGCCACCGAAUGAGCACCGUAAGCUGAUAUUUAAUCCGGUUCCGCCACCGCCGACAUAUAUAAAGCGAGUGCAGAUUGAUUUAGGUCCGGAUGUGGAUGUAAAACUGAUGUAAAAUCAUAAUUUACAAUAAUAAAAUGGUUGUAUGUUUGUAAAUUU
Messenger RNA from Anopheles funestus (African malaria mosquito), 1827 nucleotides. RefSeq lists its product as uncharacterized. The transcript has 6 exons. Bases 182 to 931 code for a protein of 249 amino acids. The record is from RefSeq and is a predicted model, not a curated record. Gene Ontology annotation, biological process: spliceosomal complex assembly. Lineage: Eukaryota; Metazoa; Arthropoda; Insecta; Diptera; Culicidae. Gene Ontology annotation, cellular component: U2-type prespliceosome; U2 snRNP; catalytic step 2 spliceosome.